This is a messenger RNA of Solanum tuberosum (potato), 1563 nucleotides long. RefSeq lists its product as uncharacterized. The transcript has 9 exons. NCBI's taxonomy places the organism in Eukaryota, Viridiplantae, Streptophyta, Magnoliopsida, Solanales, Solanaceae. The record is from RefSeq and is a predicted model, not a curated record. The coding region runs from base 38 to 1015 and encodes 325 amino acids.
AAAAAAUCCUAAACCCAACACUAUUUCGGUCACAACUAUGGAGUCCAAAGUCCUCCCAAUUGCUCCGGCGCCGUUACCGACACUUUCUGCCUUUCCGACUACCUCCGAUGAAGCCACGGAAUGGAAUAUUCAAAGUCCGGUUGCAAAGUCGCCGGCGCCACCAACAACGCCAUCGACGCCGUCAUCCUUUCAAGAUAUACGGCGAUGGAGACCGGCGGCGCAACGAAACCUGAGAAACCAGUGGUCGAAGUUGUCUUCUCUUCGGACGCAAUGGCUUUCUUUAUCCUCCACUGCUCGAUCAUACGCCACUUAUGUAGUAAAUUCUUAUCUCUCCCAAAGGUAUAUGGAUGCAAUGGAGUUAGGUGUAUUGACAGAGAUGCCUGAUAUACGUAAAAAAGCAUGUAGGAAAUUGUUCAAGCAGCAGGAGACUAAUAGGAGUAAGCUCUUGUCAUCUUACAAAGAUAUGGUGGUUGUUGUAACUCAGAUGGUCAAUGUUUCUAAAUCAAUGAGGUGUUAUCUCAAAGGAGCAAGUGGCACCCCACUUACUGAGUUUUCUUGCUUCCCUGGAAACCUGAAUGACACUGGUGAUUGUGAUGGGAUUCCUGUUUUCACCUUUUUGUCGAUCUUUGAUUUCGAGAAACUGGCAGAGGAGCUGGUCCAGAUGUUUGUGUCAGAAACAAAUCUAAAGCGGUUGCUAGUGAUGGAAAUAUGCUCCAUUGGUUCUGAGAAUUUUUCACAAGUUGACAGGCUGAAAUGGAGUGAUCAUUUCUAUGUUGGAGAGUUUGAUGAUCUACGCAUAUGUGAUUCAAACUCAAAUGAGGUUCUUAAGCAACUUGUGCCCAAGGUAGAGAGCUGCAAUUCUCAGUCUACCACCACGCAAUCAAGUAGUCAACUAGAGAGGAACGUUCUCCAGGUUUACUUAACAACCUGGCUCGCAGAAGUCAAUGUCGAUAGAUUCAGGAUAAGUGAAUUACUUGCUAUGGUAAGUGAGGAGAUGCAUGUUACCAUAUCAUGAAACCUCAACUACACAGAUAGGGCAGAAUGGAUACAAAGGAUUCACAUGAAUGAUCCCAACUAAAUUGAGGUUGAGGUGUAUAAAAACUGACUUAAAUUGGGAUUUAGAUGGUGAAGUUGUCCAGGAGGAACUAUCCAACUUACAAACAAGACUACUGCUGUUUUCCAGGCAAUACCGCAAUAAUGGUUGCUAAAUGCCGUCUUUGUUUGUCAAAGCAACCAGCGGAUGAAGUGCCACAUCAGUACAUUUAGUAAUAUGAAAGUGAAGAGGCUUGGCACUAGCAAGAACCGCUAUGACUGGCUGUUCUCUAACUUCGUUUCUCUUUCUUUUUUCUUUUCUUUUGGGAUGGGAGUAGAGAUGCUAUAUACAUAAAUCUGUUUUCCCAUAAUUUUACCAUUUGCAUCAGAAGAAGAUUAAUUUCACAAAGCGUUUUGCUUUGCAAGUGUAAUACUCUUUUGAAGAUGGAUCUCAUGAAACACAGUCUUCCACUGGGCUAAAAUAAUUUAUAGAAAGUCAUUGAAGAAUGAAGAUAAAGUCAAUAGAAUCAA